AUGGCUGCGAACAAGGAACAUUAAAAUGAUCCCUUCGUUUCACUGUAGGUGCCUGUGUUUCAGCAGGACAUUUCCAUCCUCUGGCUGUGUGCCCACACUGCUGCCACAGACUGUUUCAGGUUGCUUUUUGGAUCAUUUACAGGUUUUGAAAUAAAUAAGAAGGAAAAAAAGGGCCCCCAUUCCUUCAAGCUAUCUCUAAACACCUUGAGGCAAAUUUUCUUUUAGGAGCGAAAUUACCUCCCACAAGGGGGGAGUGGUUUCAGGUGGAAGCUGGGAGGAGGGAUGAUUGCAACACAAAAGAACAAAGGAAUACAGGAGGCAGAAUAAAUUAAUCUUACCUUGAAAACCCCCCUGUUUUACACAGAAGGUGAGCUGUGCUGGCCGCACCUCGCCUCUCAGUGCGAGGGCAGGGAGCGCGCUCUGACUCAAGCAGGAAAGAGCGCUCACAUUGCCUUGCAGGCUGAGAGACAGGAAUUUGCUCUGCUGUGCUGGGGAGGCUUUGAGAAACUCAUCUUUCGUCCAGUUAUACCAAACCUGAAAGGAAUUUCUCUUUUCGGCACUGCUCAACCCAUGGCGUACGGACUUGCCUUCCCGAUGCACGGCCCCAAGUGGCUGGGUGCUGUGCUUUUCCUUGGGGUACAGCUCCGAGCCCUGUGGCCUGCGGUAGCCGUGGAAGUUCACACUUCCAGGGAGGUGGAUGCUGUGAACGGCACUAACCUGCGGUUAAAAUGCACCUUUUCCAGCAGCAGCCCCAUUAGCCAGCACCUGUCUGUGACCUGGAACUUCCAGCCCGAGGACCUGGGCUCUCACGAGCCGGUAUUUUAUUACCUGAAGGAGCCCUACAAGCUGUCUGCUGGGCGGUUUAAAGAGCGAGUCACCUGGGAUGGGAAUAUUGAGCGUAAUGAUGUUUCCAUCGUUAUCUGGAACUUGCAGCCCACUGACAACGGGACGUUCACCUGCCAGGUGAAGAACCCACCAGAUGUCGAUGGCACAAUUGGUGAAGUGCGACUCAGAGUUGUGCAGAAAGUGCAUUUCUCAGAAAUCCACUUCCUGGCGGUGGCCAUUGGGUCUGCUUGUGUUCUGAUGAUCAUUGUGGUGACAGUUGUGAUUAUCUGUCGACACCAUCAGAAGAAAGAGCAAGAGAAGAGGAUCAAGGUGGCAGACACUGAACUUAGAGAAAAGGAGAAUCUGAAGAUUAGAGAAGAAAAGGAAGCCAGCCCGUUAGAAGACUAGGGGUCUUUUAUGGUAUAUACAAUGCAGGUACUUCUAAUGCAGAUGGUGGAAGCUUGUAAUUUUGGAUGUUAGAACAAAGCUGAAUUACAGACGCCUCAUGCUGUGAGUGUGGUAUCUCUGCUCAACCUGAAUUUCUUGCAAGGAAAGAGAGUGACAUUAACAUAAGUUGUAAACUUCCUUCACUGAAGCAAAGCAGGAGGAACCUGUCCCGUGUACAAGGAACUUUCUUUAAUCUUCACACCUGCAGAAUGUGAAGAAGGCUGCUCUGAAGAUGAAAAAAUGCCAAAAGAUUUGAACAAAUUCCAAGAUAACUGACUGAACAGUGUUUUUCAAAGCGUCUGAGCACAUGCACUCUUGCACCUUAAAAAUUGCAAUGUGCAUUUGUGUUGCCCUAUUUUUCCUCCCUCAGAAUCCUCUUUGUCAUCAUGAAAAGGAAGACUGACAACAUGAGGGAUCAGAGAAGUAGCUAGUUGCUACAACAUACUUUGAAUCUCUUUGGUACUUUAAAUGGGAAGUAUUACAGUUUGGGAAUGUAUGCUGUUUCUUAUUAGGGAUAAUGUUUACCAGUGGGUGUGGUUUUCAUAUUGAUCUCUUAAAGCUUACAGGCUUUGUAACUACGGUAGCUGAGGACAUUGCCUUCUGCUGUGCAGCGUGUGGCCACACACUUCGGCAGCCCCCCUCCUCUUCCCACUCCCACCCUGCCAGUACGCUGACCUUCCAAGGGAGCACACCACCGCCGGGUGGGAUGCUUCUUCCCCCGUCUCAGCAGCCUUACACCCACCGCUGCAGGCACCCCAGAACUUCGGCUGGCUGCGGUUAAAGCUCAGAGGCUGCCCUGGGCAAGCGGUGCUGCGGUGGUGCACUGUCCCGCUGCUGCUUGGCAUGGUAGCAGUGCUCAGUGGCUGCUAGCAUGGUAUCGGGCUGCCAACAGCAGCAAUAUCCCACUGUCUCUGCAUGCUGUUCACUGCCCAGGUGACCACCAGUGCAUCUCGCUCCUGCAUUCCCCUGUACUUGCACAGACUCAGUCUCUCAAAGGCAAACAAAGCCCUAAAUCAUUGAAACCGCAGAGCUGUUACAGUAUUUAACCAGCACCAAACCAAAUCAGCCCGUUUGUUUAAAGAACAUCUUUAUGACUUUAUAACUGUAAUGUGCUGGCCACAUUAUCUCUUUGUAUGUUUUCAUUUUUGAUCCUGUGUCAUAAAUAAAGGCGCCUUGUGGAAAGCAGUGACAGUGUCAUAGAUGUGCCGUGACAUGGAAGUUACACAGUGCUGCCACAACACUGGAGACACCCAGUCCCACUGCGACACGGGAGAUGCUCAGUCCUGCCGUGACAUGGGACAUGCACAGUCCCACUGUGACAUGGGAGAUGUUUAGACAUGCAGUCCUGACACAACACGGGAGAUGCACUGUCCCACUGUGACACAAGAGACACGCAGUCCUGCUGUGACACAGGAGAUGCGCAGUGCAGCCGUGACACGGGAGAUGCUCAGUCCUGCUGUGAUGUGGGAGACACACAGUCCUGCCGUGACAUGGGAGAUACUCAGACAUGCAGUCCUGCUGUGACACAGGAGAUGCACAGGCCUGCCGUGACAUGGAAGACACGCAGUCCUGCUGUGACACAGGAGAUGGCUCAGGCACACAGUCCUGCUGUGACAUGGGAGCUGCACAGUCCUGCUGUGACAUAGGAGACACGCAGUCCUGGUGUGACACAGGAGAUGCUCAGAUGUGCAGUGCUGCCAUGACAUGGGAGAAACACGCUCCUGCCAUGACAUGGGGGAUGCUCUGACAUGCAGUCCUGACAUGACACAGGACAUGCUCUGACAUGCAAUCCUGCCAUGACAUGGGACAUGCUCAGACACGUGGUCCUGGUUUAACACGGGACACGCUCAGGUGCGCAGUCCCACCGCACCCUUGGCACCUCAGAUGAGUGGGUUUUAGCUUGGAAAA
Molecule: messenger RNA, 3180 nt
Organism: Falco peregrinus (peregrine falcon)
Lineage: Eukaryota; Metazoa; Chordata; Aves; Falconiformes; Falconidae
Gene: MPZL2
Product: myelin protein zero like 2
Exons: 6
Coding region: 571-1233 (220 amino acids)
Biological process (GO): cell-cell adhesion
Cellular component (GO): membrane
Source: RefSeq, a predicted model, not a curated record